Protopolystoma xenopodis is the source of this 1146-nucleotide messenger RNA. Lineage: Eukaryota; Metazoa; Platyhelminthes; Monogenea; Polystomatidea; Polystomatidae. The record is from the annotation of a GenBank genome assembly.
UCCUCCCCUCGGUAUUAUGGCGUCUCAGACUCUCAUCGUCGACGAGCAGACAAGCUCCGUCGCCAGACGACCCAACGUCAAGAUGAAACUGUUCCGCUGGUCGAAGUUCUCACCGGCCAAUGUCUAUCGCCACAAGGUGCAGUCGACGGCCGGUUGCGGCCUGACGGUGUGGACGGCGCCUCGGCGACUUCGGCUCGUGGAGAGUCUGUCGUCGGGGCCGACGCCGACGAGGCGUGUACGGCGAAACCGAUUGAACUCGACUUUUCCCAAUUGGAAAGUCUGUUCGCGGCGAGACAGCCGAGUCUGGGAGUCGCGUUGCUCGACACGAAAAACGCGCUAACCUGCAGAAAUGGCGGCAGUUGCGCGGCUCUGGGGCUCCGGCCCGGGGCGGAGGCGACCGGCGAAGGGUGCGGCUCGAGCCGUGGCAUCAUGAAGAUGCGCCAGUCGAUGGGGUUAUCGCACGGACCGGCCGAGUUGGGAGACCGAGAAAAGGGGACUCGAAACGGUUGCGUCAACGCUGGAGACGACGAGAUUGGUGCAUCAGCGGCGACGGCGACGGCGACGGCGACGGCGUCAACUGCCAGUUUGGAGGUCGGCGUGGAGCCAACCAAAUCGUCCGGCGACGACAGCUUCCUCCUCGGACUCGAGCGACUCGAGGGAGCCACGGGACUCGAGGGCAACGGCUUACGUGCUACCGACGGCGAGAAUGUCGGGGUCAGAGACGGUGACGAGUCGCCGCUGCCAGGAGAUCGGUUCGAAUCGGCCCGACGCUCGGUCGAGUCGGACCAGGCCUCAGCUUCGCCACGGGCCUCGCUGAGGCUGCGCGGUUGCGCAGGCCUUGACAACCCGGCUGAUGCCGGAAGACCGAUGGAGAUGAGAGGCACUCUGUUGCGAAAUCGCUGCGGCGACCGGGUGCUAACAGAGGUCAGCUCAAGAUUCUCGAGGCCAAGCAGGGUACCAAAACUGUUGACUUUACCUACAUUUCGAGCGAAAGUGUUGAUGAAGAGAUUUGAUGCUCGACCCUUCAAGAAGACGAUGCGGAUUUCUCUCGAGCAUCUGUCGAUUGGCUCCACCGGAACAUUCUUGUUGAUUUUGUUUCUGAGGCAAUCUUCUCCGAUUUCGAUGAAAACAUGCCAAGCUUUCUAG